AUGCUGCUACGAUCCGGGAUUGACUCGACCUGCCAGCGGGAUCAACAGGAGUGGGCGACCAUGUCGCCUCUGUGGACAGCCCGAUAUGACUACCAGGCUCAAGGGGACGACGAGUUGUCCCUGCGGGUGGGUCAAAUCGUAUAUGUACUGUCCACCGACAGCAGCAUCUCAGGUGACGAGGGCUGGUGGACGGGCAAGAUCGGGGACCGUGUGGGCAUCUUUCCCUCCAACUUUGUCACGAAUGAAGAUCCGACCGUGCUAAAGGUACAACCUGUAGAGAUACAGUUCCACGAACUGGAUCUGAAAGAAGUAAUUGGAGUGGGGGGCUUCAGUAAGGUCCAUCGUGCCUUUUUUAACGGGGAGGAGGUUGCCGUCAAAGCGUCUCGGCAGGAUGACGAGUUCGAAGUGGCACGACAAAACGUACUGCAGGAAGCAAAAUUGUUCUGGUCGCUGAAACACCCGAACAUCGUUUCAUUGAAAGGCGUCUGUCUGGAUCCCCAAACUCUAUGCUUAGUGAUGGAGUACGCUCGCGGGGGCUCUUUGAACAAGAUACUGGCCGGAAGAAAAAUUCCCCCUAACGUGCUUGUAGAUUGGGCGAUCCAAAUAGCUCGUGGUAUGAAAUAUUUGCACUGCGAAGCUCCGAUUUCUGUCAUUCAUCGGGAUUUAAAAAGCUCAAAUGUGCUAAUUAGUGAAUCGAUCCAACAUGGAAAUCUGAUCAAUAAAACACUCAAAAUAACAGAUUUCGGGCUGGCUCGUGAAGCAUAUCGUACUACUCGAAUGUCCGCUGCAGGCACUUUUGCCUGGAUGCCACCAGAAGUGAUCAAAUCAGGAACGUACUCCAAAGCAUCCGACGUGUGGAGCUAUGGAGUUUUGCUGUGGGAAUUACUUACUGGAGAAACGCCUUACAAAGGCUUCGACUCGCUGUCCGUAGCUUACGGUGUGGCAGUUAAUACACUCGCUCUGCCGAUUCCAAAAACCUGCCCGGAGUCUUGGGGAAAGCUAAUGAAGUCUUGUUGGGAAAUCGAUCCACACCGGAGGCCUUCGUUUAAGGAGAUUGAAAAGGAUCUCGACAUAAUUGCAAGAUCUGGUUUUGCUCAAACACCUCACGAAUCAUUCCACACUAUGCAAGAUGGCUGGAAGAAGGAAAUCGCGGAAGUACUUCAAGAGCUGCGUAAAAAAGAGAAGGCAUUUAAAUCUUUCGAGGAGGAGUUACGCAGUAAAGAGGAAGAACUUUCGCGUGUGCAGCAAGAACAACGCUGCAAGGAAGAAAAUUUAGCUAAACGUGAGCAAGAAUUACAUGCCCGCGAAAUCGAAUUGCUAGGUCGUGAACUAACGAUUCUUUUCAAACAAAAUACUCCUACACCGAAGAAACGCAAGGGGAAAUUUAGUAAGAGCAGAAUUAAGCUAAUAAAAAAAGCACCGGGACAAAUUUCGUUGCCAUUAGAUUUUCGUCACACCAUUACGAUUCAACAUACGGCCAUACGUGAUGAAAAUCGUCAACGCGUGGACACUCCCCCCGGGUCGCCAGCCACUCGAUUACGGACGAUUGUGUUUCCUGGUGAUGUUAUCAAGGGUAAGACCUGGGGUCCAUCGACGCUGCACCAGCGGGAACGAAGCCAUUUGCCGACGAUGCGACCGAGCGUUCGACCGCAACAGUUCAGCAAGAGUGCCCCCAAUCUGGACAAAUCCCGUAUCACAGCGAUGUCCGCUUGCUCGUCGCGGCACGAAAUCCUAGAUUACGAUACCGACGACGCGUGGUAUGCUACGACGGCAAACUUAGGCGCCGGUCCAGGUGCAGACGUGUCGACUCUCAGUGCAACACCAUUAUGUUCUAGUCUAAAUCGCUUCGGUACCCUGCCCAGCUCGGUACCGAUGCCAACUCUGUACGCUUCCGAGGGUCAACGAAAGCCCAAACUAUCGAUUAUAGAGCUUGUGCUGUACAAUAUGGCCUCGAUGCUGGCCAGUGUUGCUUCCGGCUACGAUGUGCGGAUUUCGAACGUAACACCGUUGCAUCCGAAGCUACAUCCUGGCCCAUUGCAACCGUACGAAUCGUACUCACAGCCUGCUAGUCCCUAUCACCAUCAACUACUACCGGUGGGUGAUUCUCACCUGUUUCAUACGGAAAAUGCGCAUCGUUUGGAGGUACUUCCACCAUUGGCGGUCGCGCAAACUUUAGAAAAUGUGACCAGUAAAGAAGUGUACGACGAGGAACUGGCACAAGCGCAAGAUGAACGGUUGUAUGCGCACAGUACAACCCCGUACCAUGAGCCGGGAAGACAGCAAACUCGCAAAGCUCACGCUCAAUCUACUAGUCCACGGCAGGAUGAACGAACGCUAAAGUACACGGACUCACCGCAACAUUAUCUACCAUCGACGAUGUCGACCACCAGCGGCUUGGGUUCUAACUACACUCCAUCGGGGCCGAGCUCUUCCUUUAGCGUUGGAGCAGGAACUCAACCUCCGACACCUUCUCCCCGGCGGAAAUCUAGCGCAACAUCUUUCAUGGACUAUGGUGAUCUGCCAGAGGAGCGCGAAAGUAGAGCGGGUCUCUACAUUCCUGGGGAGUACGAUGGAUAUACGCAGCAUAAUCCCAUCUUCAACACGGGUACACGGGGAGCAUCUGGAAGUUACAUCGGUUCGCAUUACUUUCCAUACCGGCCAGAAAUCAACUUCGCCUUCGAACGAGAAACAAAGUCAUACGGCGGAGAACAGGUGUAUGAAGACCAUCACUAUGAUAGUGCAUCGUAUCACGAUUAUACGUACGAAGGUCUCGGAUCAACGGGUAGCAGAUCGACAGUAACGCGUGUUCCGACAAUGGGGGUUACUGCUACAGGUCAUCGCCGAACGCUCUCCAGUAUAUCCAGCACUAUGCAUAGCAGCAACAUCAAUCAAGGGUUUCAUAUGGACGGCGAAGAUAUAAGCGCAAGGCAUAUUGAUGACGCGACGUACAAAUUGGAUGAUCUGUAUCUAUCUGGCGGUGGCAGCACUGGUGGUGUAGUAGCACCGGGUUCCGGUCGUCUUCAGGCAACGAAUUCAACGAAGAUACACGAACCUGUCGGGAGCUUCCAGGCUGCGAAUCGCAUGCAUCAGUACGAGAAUGUGCCUAAUUUCUUCCGUAGGCAGUCAAGCCUUCAAGUGCAUUAUCCAUCCGCCGGUCAGGGGGGUCAUUUAUCGGGUGAAUUUAUGAGCGGUAUAGAGCAAGAGGAGCGCCCUUACACGGUGUUGGGCUUGGAGCACGGAGACAGUGGAACGUUGGUCACGAGUUUAAGAUCGCAAACGAAACUGCGUUCUAGCAUGAAGAAGUAUUCACCGCAGCAACAGACCUCGGUAUCCGGUUCCCAGGGCAAAUACGGUGGUGCUGGCGGUACGCACAGUUAUGGCACCCACGGCACGGUUCAUGGCUCUACGAGUGCAACCAACCAAACGCCACCCGACAGUCUUACCAGCGACGACAGCUCAUACCUGAGUGCGAAGGAUAAUUCGUCCUCCAUAUCGUCCCAAAGCCGAGUGCGUUUUACGCCGGAAAUUGUGCUAGAUGUUGAUGCUUCACUUCAAUCUCCGACGGGUUACGGCGGAAUAGCUUCGUCUGUUGUCAUCAGCGCAAAGGACAGACGCAGCUCGUCGUCGGGAAGCACCAUGCUCACCGCUACUCCCGGUUCCGCUACCUCUUCUACAUCUAUAUCUGGGCGGCGUUCAAAUGCGUGCGAUACGGGACAAUCCUAG
Molecule: messenger RNA, 3723 nt
Organism: Anopheles nili
Lineage: Eukaryota; Metazoa; Arthropoda; Insecta; Diptera; Culicidae
Gene: slpr
Product: mitogen-activated protein kinase kinase kinase 10
Exons: 11
Coding region: 1-3723 (1240 amino acids)
Biological process (GO): protein phosphorylation
Molecular function (GO): ATP binding; JUN kinase kinase kinase activity; protein binding
Source: RefSeq, a predicted model, not a curated record